UCCAUCAACACAUUCAUCGCACUUAUGGCUUUUCAAUCUCCCAACGCUCCACUCCCAAACCGGGUGCGAAGAAUCGAUUAUGGAAUCGGGGCGGACUGUGUAUAUACCAUGGAAUGCAACAACAAAUAUUUUGAUGUUUCCUUACCCGCCGACUCGAAAGCGGGUACCCUAGAACGGGGUUAUCUUGAUCGUAUCGAAGCCAACAUGGAUGGAAGUUCCGAACUCGAUAUCAUUUUUGAAGAGCUGGCUGAUAUCAUCGCUGUAAAGUGUCAACCACGGUACCGAAAAUUUGCUGGGGACCUGAGUACCCCCAAAGUCCUUUCAGACAUCGUCGGGCCCCCUGCAGCUUUUCUUCGAAUGACAACGGCUGAUGGAGAGCUGCAAGUUGUACAGAAUGAUAGCUCGACGAGUUGUACGAACCGCGCAUUCUAUGGAAUUUCUAUAGACGACUUUUCCGAUCUGCCCAUCCAUCAACUCUCCGACAUCAGCCUACUUGAGGUGCUGAAAACCGACACAGUGUUCAAGGUUGAUGUUCAAGAAACUACGUUGUGUGCGAAAGUCGCAAUGCAACAGUUGCAGUGUCACACUAUCCAACGAGAGAUCAACGCUUUGCAACGUAUUCGGGAGAAGGCAACGGCAGAGUACGUUCGUAUUCCAUCACUUAUUGGACUCAUUUCGUCAGAAAAUGGUAUUUUAGGGUUUCUCAUGGACUACAUAAUAAUGAAACCUCCGGUUUCUAAUAUUGCGCGUUACAAAAUGGGAUCCAUUUCGAUGUCCGAGAGGAAAAAAUGGUAUCGUCAAGUGAGGGAUACGUUAGAGUGA
Messenger RNA from Periconia digitata, 822 nucleotides. Lineage: Eukaryota; Fungi; Ascomycota; Dothideomycetes; Pleosporales; Periconiaceae. The record is from the annotation of a GenBank genome assembly.